AUGGCCCGCUACACCACCGUGCGCGUCUGCGCCAGACCAAGUCGAUCCGAGGUCGCAGUCAAGCCACCAUGGGCAACACAUCGCCAUAUUGGCCCGUCGCCUUCUACGCCGUAUCAUCUUCAAAAUUCGUUCGCCUAUUCUCCACCGACCUCGGAAACACUCUUCGUACCAGCAUCUUUGAAUGAUGAAGCCGUGUCAACGUACACCCAGCCAGCAGUGACUGCAGAUUCGCCCCAAUACCAGGCCACUUCUGUAAUUGACUACUGGCCUACCCUCCCGGAAACUACUACUUCUUUUAACAAUGUCACAUUCAACAAUCCCGCACCACCAUUGAACUUGCCACUAGCUCAAGUUAACUCAACAUACGACACCUUGUUCGACGAAUACAGCUGUUUAUCAAAUUUUACACAGAGCCAUUUCCCGCAAUAUGGACCAAGCCCCUCUAAUCACGCAAACAUCCCGUUUGAAGCUUCCCGCAUAUCCAACAGUCCGUCUCCUCAAGCCUUGACUCCCAUGAGCAAACCUCCUCCAAGCUCCUCAUCCCGUGUUGAGAAACGCACGAAGAACACUCUCGCUGCCCGGCGUUACCGCCAAAAACGCGUUGACCAGAUAAAUGACCUCGAAGUGGCCUUAAAGGACACCCAGAUGGAGAGAGACGUUCUAAAAGUUCGAGUUGCGAGGUUGGAAGGCGAGGCGGAGGCCCUGAGGCAGAUUUUGCGGAACCGUGAUCGUGAUCAAUAG
Venustampulla echinocandica is the source of this 741-nucleotide messenger RNA. RefSeq lists its product as uncharacterized. The transcript has 3 exons. The record is from RefSeq and is a predicted model, not a curated record. Lineage: Eukaryota; Fungi; Ascomycota; Leotiomycetes; Helotiales; Pleuroascaceae. Bases 1 to 741 code for a protein of 246 amino acids. Gene Ontology annotation, molecular function: DNA-binding transcription factor activity. Gene Ontology annotation, biological process: regulation of DNA-templated transcription.